Messenger RNA from Notolabrus celidotus (New Zealand spotty), 2027 nucleotides. RefSeq names its product SRY-box transcription factor 14 (gene sox14). Lineage: Eukaryota; Metazoa; Chordata; Actinopteri; Labriformes; Labridae. The transcript has a single exon. Gene Ontology annotation, biological process: negative regulation of transcription by RNA polymerase II; cell differentiation; positive regulation of transcription by RNA polymerase II. Gene Ontology annotation, molecular function: DNA-binding transcription factor activity, RNA polymerase II-specific; RNA polymerase II cis-regulatory region sequence-specific DNA binding. The coding region runs from base 497 to 1207 and encodes 236 amino acids. The record is from RefSeq and is a predicted model, not a curated record.
AUUGCGUGCAGAAACCAAACCAGCCCAGCCUUUGAACUUCACCGCUUUUGGCUCGUAUUCACGCUCUUCCGCUCAUUUCCAAGCCAGGUGCUUGACGACAGACCUCAGAGAGAGAGAGGAAGAGUGUGUCGCAGAAAAAAAUCACACUUUUACGACUCCUGCAAACUGACUGCGGAACAUUGCUUUCACCUUUGAGGAUUUUUUUACGUGUGUGCAUCUUGCAUGUGUUUUUUCCAGUAUUGCCCGCCGCAGGUCUGAAAGAGAGUUGUUACUGGACUUGAACGAACGCGCAUCAGUGUUUUAACUCGGGAGAAAGCAAAUCACCCGCUGGAUUUUUAUUUUAUUCUGUUUUAUUUUUACUCUUUUCCCGAUUCAGAACAUCUCAGACGUGGCAUGACUGGUAUCUGGCAUCUGGACAGGUGAAUAGUUUCCCUCCUUCCGAUAAGAACUUUUCCUCGUCAUUAACAUUGGGGAUAAAGCGCACUUUUUUUUAAAGAUGUCAAAGCCUGCUGAUCAUAUCAAGAGACCCAUGAACGCGUUCAUGGUCUGGUCCCGGGGCCAGAGGAGGAAAAUGGCACAGGAAAAUCCUAAAAUGCACAACUCCGAGAUCAGCAAAAGACUGGGCGCCGAGUGGAAGCUGCUCUCCGAGUCCGAGAAGAGACCUUACAUCGACGAGGCCAAGAGGCUGCGCGCUCAGCACAUGAAGGAGCACCCCGACUACAAGUACAGACCCCGGCGCAAACCCAAGAACCUGCUCAAGAAGGACAGGUACGUUUUCCCUCUGCCUUACCUCGGAGACACCGACCACCUGAAGGGACUCCCUGUGUCAGACUCUCUUUUGGGCCCCAUGGACAAAGCACGCGCGUUUCUGCCGCCGACGUCUGCCCCGUACUCCUUCCUCGACCCGAGCCAGUUCAGCUCCAGCGCCAUCCAGAAGAUGACGGAGAUGCCCCACGCGUUGAGCACCAGCACUUUGCCGUACGCGUCCUCCUUGGGAUACCAGAACGGAGCGUUCGGCACCCUUGGGUGUCCCAGUCAGCACACCCACACCCACCCUUCGCCCACAAACCCGGGCUAUGUGGUCCCGUGUAACUGCACAGCCUGGUCAGCGUCCAGUUUACAACCCCCGGUGGCCUACAUACUUUUUCCAGGUAUGACCAAGACUGGGAUAGACCCAUACUCAUCCGCACACGCCGCUGCCAUGUAACCCUCAAGACUCUUUCUUUUUUCUAAUUCACUUGAAUACUGAAAUGCAUGUAAAUACAACACGGACAGCGCGCCCGGUUUAAAAGGCAUGAACAGUAUUACCUGCCUUGGACUUGUUAUGGCAAAAAAAUAAAGAGGAAAAACAAAACUUUUGCAGAAAUCCAACAAGUUCCAGAGCAGAGCAGAAGGAGCUGGAUUUAAAGGACGGUGCCCUGUGAACUGUAAGAAAUGUAAAUGUUAUAACGUUUAUGGCAGCCAGAAAAGGAGGCCUUUAACUUUAUUUAUUGUGUACAUUUCAAUGCUAAUAUGCUGAUUUGUGUUGAUUAUCGAUAGGGUACUCUUUUAUUUGAAAAUUUGGCUUGCACAAUUAGCAUUCUUCUUUCCUGUAUAGGCCUGAGUAGUCCACAUUUUGGCACUCGUAAUUUUAUUCUGAUGCUCUGGUGAAAAUCAGGACCUCUAGGCUGGAUUAUAUACGGGUCAUAUUGUUUAUAUUUAUCAAAAACUGGCACAUAAAACAAGACGGUCUAUUUAAGAGGACAAAAAGAGAAAACAUCUUUUACAUCCAAAUGUUUUAUUUUGCAUUUUUCCUGUGGUUCAGUGCUGAUAUAUUCACACGCGUCUUUUAUUUUGUAAUUUGUUUUUUAAGGAUAACUUCUAUUUGAAUUCCAGAAGUUAAUAUGUGUAUUAUCAUCUAAGAUGGUAAUUUAAAAACCUGUCAUGUUAUGGAAAGGAUAAUGUAUUUAGAAGGUUGAUACCUCCUGCUCUUUGUUCACAAGCUGAGCAAAGGCAUUUCGAAUAAAGACCAUCUGUCUUCAACGAUA